AUGAGUGCCGAGGAGAUGACUCCCGUCGAAAUUCCCACAAAUUUGACCGACGACUUAUUUCAACCCUUAAUCCAACAUAACACGUCACUCACAAAUCUUCCCCAAGACACUUUACGGAUGAUCACAAGUAACUUGGACUUCGACAGCUUUGUGAAGCUCUCCAGCACUUGUCGUGCGUUAAAUCAAUACACCAAUGAUCCCGUAGUAAUGCGUUCCGUCUGUGGUUUAAGUGGUUCGCAGUCCUGUACUGAGUGUGAAAACGUUAUCAGAAAGCGCAAACGAGAUAUCAAGAACGAGAAAGAGCGCCGCGCCGCAGAGAAGCUCCGACGGCGUGAAAUUUUCCAAACAGAGUUUUUCAUGUGUAACCGCAGAUGUUCUUCAAAUGUCUUCUUUGAGUUCAUCGCACUUGCUUUUCUCUUUGUCGCAAUGGUGAUGGGGCCAUUGAGUCUUGACCGGUCCAUAAGUGUCCCGUUGAGUAGUGUCGGGUGGGUCUUGUUAUUCCCGGCACUCUAUUACGGGUUCUUCCCCCACUUUUUGUGGUGUUGGGGGUGUUUCACGCAGACUGAAAAGGAUAUGAUUGACGAUAAUCGUGACAUGAAGAUAUACGGAGGCGCUUAUGACUACUUCAACCAACUCUUUUUAUGGUCCAAUCAGUCUGGAUUUCGACCUCUUAAGUGGUCGGUGUUAAUAAUCACAUACGUCCUGUUCAUGAUUUGGUGUUACGAUAUCUUUGAUUUUGGAUAUGUUUUGUUGCCCGUGACUUUGUAUUGCUUGUUGUACCCAUGUAUUGGUACCAUCGA
Messenger RNA from Entamoeba invadens IP1, 800 nucleotides. RefSeq lists its product as hypothetical. The record is from RefSeq and is a predicted model, not a curated record. Gene Ontology annotation, molecular function: protein binding. The annotation marks the transcript as partial. NCBI's taxonomy places the organism in Eukaryota, Evosea, Mastigamoebida, Endamoebidae. The transcript has a single exon.